This is a messenger RNA of Trichoderma citrinoviride, 1362 nucleotides long. RefSeq lists its product as hypothetical. The transcript has 3 exons. The coding region runs from base 1 to 1362 and encodes 453 amino acids. Lineage: Eukaryota; Fungi; Ascomycota; Sordariomycetes; Hypocreales; Hypocreaceae. The record is from RefSeq and is a predicted model, not a curated record.
AUGGGCCUGGAAGAUGAAGAAGAUGACUCUCGCCCCCAGCUUGACGAUGCAAACAUGGACCCUGGCCGGGAUGACGAUUCCACUGAUGAUGAAGAAGACGAAGGAACGAGGACCUCCAGCACUAAGGAUCGGGACAAGUGGGUGGUGAAGCUUCAGUUCAAACAAGACGGAGAGGAAAGGGAAGGAACCGGUUUCUAUGUUAAUAUGCCACAUCCGACAAAUUAUGUGAUCUUGACUGCUGGCCAUAAUCUCGUCGGCGUGAAGCGAGAGGACCUAAAGAUAUCCUCGGAGUCUCCAGAUAAACCAUAUCUCAAGGCAUCCGCAAUCUACGUCUCUGCAGCGUACGCGAAGAAAAUGCAAGAAGAGGACGAUUACGGCGUCAUCUUGGUCCCAAAGAAUCCGAAUCGUCCUUAUUGGGGUUUCGGGUUUGCUCUGAAGCGUGGCCACGAUGAUCUUCUCCACAGCUCGCUCGUCCUCUAUGGUAUAAAAGAGUCUGACGACGGCUAUGAACAAACUAUGAGUAACGGCAUAUGCGUUGAUUGCAUGCCUGAUCAGCUUGAAUAUAAACUCGACACAAACAAAGGUUUCAGCGGGUCGCCCGUGAUCAUGCCGUAUAAAGACCUCGAUACGGCGGUUGCUAUUCACAACUAUGGUCACAACCUCAAUGAAGCAGCCAGAGGCUCUCGGAUCAAUGAGAAGAUGCUUAACGAGAUCUGUGGUUGGCUCAACAUUGGCUUCUUCUCCAAGGCCAUCCAGGCUUCCAUCACGAAUAAAGUUCGACUGGACCAGCGCCUAUAUCUUAUCUUCAUCGAGGAUAGUGACCGCGCAGUGGUAAGGCUCGGCUACGAUGAGGAAUCUGUCACAAAGUUUGACAUUCUGCCCGCCUACGCGCCGCCGUCAAAUUAUGACUUUCCCAAUGACUUUCGCUAUACCUUCCGCCUCAGUCCGAAAACAGGCUCGCUUCCAGACGAACGAUGGGUGCUCUGGAACGCCGAUAGACACACCGUCAGCUUGACCAGCAAAUUGAGGGGAUUUUGCGCUGCUACACUUCUCGAGUAUAAGGCGCCAAAACCAGGACAACCAGAGAUGAGGGCCGAUCAAAAGUUCUACUAUAUUCACCUCGAAAUGACUAACCACCAAGGAGAGUCCACUGAAUUGAGGGAGCUUCGGAUGAGAGCCGCGGAUCUUACCGCAAGGGACCUUCGUAUGAAGACGUUCGAGACACCUGAGAUUUUUUUUGCGAGACACAAGCGAGGAAAGUACUUGUUUGGAAAGAUUCCAUGUAAGCCAGGAGCUCCUAGUAAGCCUGCGUCGGAAAGGGAGGAGCUUGAUUUCAACUUGUUUCGCUUUUUCUCUGGAUGA